AGCAGUGAAGGGAGCCAAGCAUGGGCACCACAAACAUGAACGUCAUUGCCCUUCUCGUCGCUCUUGCCGCGACGCUCUCCUCAUACUGCAGUGCCUCGUCGCCUCACUAUGCCUUCCCGCCAAUCGAAGCACCAGCUCAAGCGCCCUAUGCGCCGCUGACGGCACACCAUGGAUCUGAGAAUAGGAAGCAUCACCAUCACGAGUUGCCACCGGUUGAGCCACCAUCCUACAACAGUUCACCAGACCACAAACACCACGGUCACCAGGGCCACCAUGGCUACCAUCACCACCACCAUCAUGAAGCUCCCGCAACCCCUUCCCCGACUCACCACCCUCCACUGCCACCUGCUUAUCACGCACCGCCGCCUCAUUUUCCACCCCCAACUCACCACUCACCACCACCCCCAGCUCACCACUCGUCGCCCCCACCUCCAUCUCGCUAUCCACCACAUAUUCCGCCACCUCCAACACACAAGUAUCCGCCGCCACCGUCACCUUCUCAUGGCAAGGCACCACCACCUCCAAGGGGCCACAGGAAAUUUCCGCCACCACCUCAAUCGAUGUACUCGGCUAUAGCGCCUGCACCGGCUGAUUAUAGUGCCAUCUCACCAUCCGAGCAAGCUCCCAUACCACGCCAUCCCUGAUAAUGCGUCUCCGCCACAUCAAAAUGGAUCAUCUCCACCAUCGUAUCUUUGAUGCCGGGACCAAGAUAAACACUUACCGCAGUUAGUAAGCUCGCAGUUAAACACUGGGCAAGAGAUCAAACGCUCAAUGCCUCAAUAGCUACUUUGGAGGUCUUCUUUGCUUUUUCAUCAUAUUUCAUCGUCCAAACAGAAACUUAAUGAAUAAAGUGUGUACUUUGUUUGAAAUAAUGUUGUUGUUUAAGUUCUAAAUUGAAACGUUUCUUUGUCAUCUGGUUCCUGUGUC
Molecule: messenger RNA, 927 nt
Organism: Phragmites australis (common reed)
Lineage: Eukaryota; Viridiplantae; Streptophyta; Magnoliopsida; Poales; Poaceae
Product: extensin-3-like
Source: RefSeq, a predicted model, not a curated record